This is a messenger RNA of Trichophyton rubrum CBS 118892, 534 nucleotides long. RefSeq lists its product as uncharacterized. NCBI's taxonomy places the organism in Eukaryota, Fungi, Ascomycota, Eurotiomycetes, Onygenales, Arthrodermataceae. The coding region runs from base 1 to 534 and encodes 177 amino acids. The record is from RefSeq and is a predicted model, not a curated record. The transcript has a single exon.
AUGUCACGGCAUUGCUGCAAGGCCCGAAGGAACUGUGCUGCUGAAAGUGAGGGUCUGAGUGCUGCUGGAUCCAGUCCUGCUUCACAUAUUAAAGAUCUCUGCACCGUUACAAGCCAUUCAUUCAACGACGACAACAGUGUGAUAUUUAACGACUCCUACCUAUUAUACCCUUCCUUGGAGGAUACGAUUCUAUUCGCUGCUGCCUCUCACAACGACAACAGCACCGUCAUGCCAUACUGCACUCUACCGCAUCUGGCAGUUUGUUGCGUCAAUGAAGCAGAUGUUACCAUGGCAGGCUUCACAAAUAACCCCAAUAUCGGCAGUUACCUCCAGGAUUACACCGGGGGCGAGGAUGGCUUUCCGUUCAACCCCUGCAGCUCGUCGACAAUUGACCAUCUCAGCCCAUCAUCAGGGUUGGGAACCAGUUCGUUAGUCUCGGCGGGCAUGCCUGAGUGCCAAAGCAACGGCGCGGACUUGCCUUUGCAAAACUGCUCUGUGAUGACGGUGAGAUUGACGACAGGAAGCAGUCCAUGA